CACACUAACACAACGACACCAACUGUACUCGCAAAUUGAUGCGAACGAGCGUGUAUCGAGGCAAAUUGCGCUCGCAGUAUCUCAGUCCGCUUUUUGCAUUUCGACCGACUGCUUGUGUUUGAAGAGUUUGCUAUACAGAGCAAGAGCAGCCCGAAGACACCUAUUUGAGGCAACAGCUGCAGCAAAGACAUUUCAUCAUAAGUAAUCACAAGCAUUUUUGGAAAGAAUAAAGUUUACACACACUAAAGCAAUGGCUGAGGGUGAUAUGCCAACAUUCAAGUGCGUCCUGGUCGGGGAUGGUGGUACCGGUAAAACGACCUUUGUCAAACGCCACAUGACCGGUGAGUUCGAGAAGAAAUACGUCGCUACCCUCGGAGUCGAAGUGCAUCCGCUUGUGUUCCACACGAAUCGAGGUGCCAUCCGAUUCAACGUUUGGGACACAGCUGGCCAGGAGAAAUUUGGCGGAUUGCGUGACGGUUACUACAUUCAGGGACAGUGUGCCAUCAUCAUGUUCGACGUGACGUCCAGAGUAACGUACAAAAACGUCCCCAACUGGCACAGAGAUUUGGUACGCGUGUGUGAGAACAUCCCGAUCGUCCUUUGCGGUAACAAGGUUGACAUCAAGGACCGAAAAGUGAAAGCCAAGGCCAUCGUGUUCCACCGAAAGAAGAAUCUGCAGUACUACGACAUCUCUGCCAAGUCAAACUACAACUUCGAGAAACCGUUCCUGUGGCUGGCCCGCAAGCUGGUCGGUGACCCGAACCUGGAGUUCGUGGCGAUGCCCGCUCUGCUCCCACCCGAGGUCAAAAUGGACAAGGACUGGCAGCAGCAAAUCGAGAAGGAUUUGCAGGAAGCGCAAGCUACCGCGCUACCGGAUGAGGAUGAGGAUUUGUAAAAGUUAUAAUAACAACGAUGGUGAAAGAGAGAAAGAGAAUAGAGAGAGAUGUCCAAUGGGCACUGCUUAGUCCCAUUAUUCACCUUCUUCCUCUGGAGCGCGCAGCCUAUUGAUCGCGAGUGCAUCAAUGUAGCAUUAUUUAACGUUUAAGAAGUAAUAAAAACAAAAACACCCGUUACUAAAUGUAAUAAUAUGAAGCAUAAUUAUUAGUUGAUGAUUGAAGGAAGUUGAGCUGAAAUUGUUUGCGAAAAUACUUGAAUGGAAUGGAACGACCGCGUGCGAUUUUCUAGAUAAAAGCAGUUAAAAUAAGGCAGAGAACGGCUCACCUCACGGCUUUCGUAUAGGGGAAACUCACAUAAAUCCAAACAACCAAUCAGUGUUUAGAGCAGGGAUGCGAUAAAAUGUAAUCGCAUAUUUCUAUUUAAUUCAGCUACAACUGUCGCGAAACCCUUUUGAGUUUCUUUUUUGUUAUUCCAAUUAUAAAUAGCGCUUUUCAAGCUCUCGUUUUUGUUCUCCAAGUAAACGCUUCUAUAGAGAUUGAGUAGAUAAAUACAAGCAAAGAACGCGAUUUUUGUAUUAGCUACUUCUAACCAAGCACGUAAGAUUGUUAAUAUAAAACGAGUUAAAAUGAAAGCAAGUAAUUUAUGUAAAUUAAUCGGUACGAAUAAAUUCUCUUCGAUAGAA
Messenger RNA from Toxorhynchites rutilus septentrionalis, 1579 nucleotides. RefSeq names its product GTP-binding nuclear protein Ran (gene Ran). Gene Ontology annotation, cellular component: cytoplasm; nucleus. Bases 251 to 895 code for a protein of 214 amino acids. Lineage: Eukaryota; Metazoa; Arthropoda; Insecta; Diptera; Culicidae. The record is from RefSeq and is a predicted model, not a curated record. Gene Ontology annotation, molecular function: GTPase activity; GTP binding. Gene Ontology annotation, biological process: protein import into nucleus; ribosomal subunit export from nucleus. The transcript is spliced from 3 exons.